Molecule: messenger RNA, 1266 nt
Organism: Micromonas pusilla CCMP1545
Lineage: Eukaryota; Viridiplantae; Chlorophyta; Mamiellophyceae; Mamiellales; Mamiellaceae
Exons: 2
Coding region: 1-1266 (421 amino acids)
Molecular function (GO): DNA binding
Source: RefSeq, a predicted model, not a curated record
AUGCCAUCCGCGAAGCGUCGCAAGACGACGACCGUCGCCGCCGCCGCGAUCGUCGCCGCGCCGCCGACGCCGCCGCCGCCGCCGAGCUCCGAGCCGCUGCUGGACCUCGGCCCGCUCGAGGAGGGCGUCCUCCUGUGCCGGCCGUCCGCGAGGAACCGCUCGCCUUACGUCGGCGACGUGAGGAUCACGUCCGGCCCGCGCGCGGGCUCCGUCGCGGUGACGCACCUCCCGAACCUCGACAGCGGCGGGAAGUGCCGCCCCGGCGUGAAGCUGUUGUGCCGCCGUCAGCCCGGCGUCUUCGCGGACACCGUCGGUCAAUACGGCACGCCAAAGUGCGAGCUCAUCUGCCAGCUCCUGCGAUGCGAAGAGGCGGAGAACGCGGUUGCGGACAUCGCGCUGGGGAUCGCGGGAGGGGGCGUGUGGGUCAGCGCGCAUCCGAAGUUGAACGAGAAGCUCGUCGAGGCGUUGCUGUCGCGCGGCGCGUUCGACGACCGACUCCACGCCGCCGUCGGACGCGCGCCGUCCUCCGACAGUGCCACGUGUCCGUCCGACAAAAACGACCCGGACGACGAUCCGUGUCGGAGCCCGGUGAAGACGCAGGUGACGAUGCGACGAGAGGCGACGACGUCCGUCAGCGGCGGGUAUCGCCCCGACUUUGUCGUGUCGCACGCGGACGGCGCGUCCACGGUGCUGGAGACGAAACAAGUCGUGGACACGGAUUACGACGCGCGGACCGCGGCGGAGGCGGCGGAAGCGCAGGCUGGGCACCCGGUGUUUUUGGGCGGGGGCGGCGGCGACGAAGAAGGCGAAUACACGCGCGCGGGGAUAUUUCCGUGGGGGAAGCGGAACCAGAAAGGCCCGGACGGCGAGCCGGUGGUCAGCGCGAGGGCGAUCGAACAUUUGCGCGAGUUGUCGUCCAUCGCGAGGGGGAAGGGGAAUAACGCGUUCAACAGUGACGGUAACGUCACACACGCGGCGGUUAUUUUACUCGCGGGGAGGCACGACGUCGGAGGGAUACGAGCGAACGGCGCCGCGUGCGAGUCGUUCGCGAGGUACGCGUCGCGGGCUUCGAACGACGGCGUGCGCAUCCUCGCGCAUAAAAUCCGAUGGGGCGACGGCGACGACGUCGGCAAGGCGUUCGACGCGGGGCCGCUGCCGAUGAUGGCGCCGACGACGGAGGGGAGGGUGCUCGUCGUGGAGAAGCCGAAGGCGGCGAAGAAGCCGAAGAAGGAGAAGAAGGCCACCGCGGCGAAGCAAGCGAAGUGA